Pseudophryne corroboree (corroboree frog) is the source of this 4775-nucleotide messenger RNA. It is a transcript of the gene SAMSN1, whose product is annotated as SAM domain, SH3 domain and nuclear localization signals 1. Bases 2065 to 3009 code for a protein of 314 amino acids. Lineage: Eukaryota; Metazoa; Chordata; Amphibia; Anura; Myobatrachidae. The transcript is spliced from 7 exons. Gene Ontology annotation, biological process: negative regulation of B cell activation; negative regulation of peptidyl-tyrosine phosphorylation. The record is from RefSeq and is a predicted model, not a curated record. Gene Ontology annotation, cellular component: nucleus; cytoplasm. Gene Ontology annotation, molecular function: phosphotyrosine residue binding.
UAGGGAUAUAUGAGGCACUAUGCAGUGAGGUAAGGCAGACAGCAGGCAGUGGGGAAUGUUGCCCCGGAAUAAGGUGACUGGCUGAGGCUGGUGGCAUUAGUAUCACAGUCACCCUGCACACACCUUGUCUAUUUCCCGGACCUUCUCCACGGGGCCGCCCACCAGGACGCAGAUCUCCAGGAGCCCGGAGGGCAGCGAGGAGUCCUCCAUCAGGGGCAAAUGCAGGAUUUACUCAGGGGGGUUUCCGUCUGGGUGUGCAUGUAUAAUAUAUACAGUAUGUAUUAUAAAAGAAAGAAAAGGAAAAAAUAUAUAUAUAUAUAUGUAUAUGUAUAUAUAUCUCCUAUAUAAUAGCCCAGAUCUGUGACUUUGUGACUCAUUUGCUAACGCUGGGCGGAGUCACAACACUGGGCGGAGUUAGUCAAAUGAGUCACAGAUCUGGGCAAAUCUAUAGGAGACUAGGAGCAGAAGCAGAUGGUAUGGGCAUGGCACAGGCAGGGGUGCAUAUCUCCCAGCUUUCUUCAGGCAGACAGGGGUGCAUACCUACCAGCUUUCUUCAGGCAGGAGGGCCCCACAUGCGGUGAAAAUGGGGCAGGGUCAACGAAAAGGGGCGUGGCUUCACCGGAGGGCCCCCGUUUUCGUCAGUGAGGGGGCAUGGCCAGCGCUCUGUGAGCUGCUGGCAUGCCCCCAGGGGCGGGUUAUGAGUCUGGGGGGCCCAGGGCACUUGAGGCAGGGGGGCCCUAUCUCAUUGCUGUGCCUGCUGUGGGUUUGGGGGCGUGGCCUAAUCGCGGCUGCGUGGCCACACCCCCUUAUGCAAAUUCCGGAUAUAUUUUUUUCCAUGGGAUUUUGGCCCCUCAGCUAGGGGUAAAUCCAGAGGGGGUGGUCGCUCCCCCCUACACACCCGCACAGGCAGAAGAAAGCAGGGAGACUGCUGCCUCCCUGCAACACCACAGACCUGCCAACACGCAGCAGCGUGCGCUGACUGUAGCACAAUGCUGCUGCUGUUACUGGCAGGACGGGGAGCUUAAGAGCUGGGACAGAGCUACUAUAGCCAGGGAGGCCCCUAAAACUGUGGGGCCCACGGUACGUACCCCCUGGCCCUCCCCCCUUAAUCCGGCUCUGCUGCCAGAACCCCCACUUAAUCCGUACCCCCUGAUGCCCCCUCUCCUCCUGUCUCCACUAAAUAGACGCUGUGCGCAUCUAUUCACCGCUGUUCUGCUAAGCAGAACAGCGAGUUCAGGAUCUUCCCAACUGACCCCCCUUCACCGCGGGACACUGCGGGCCACGGGUGGGACAGACCCAAAAAAAUGGGACUGUCCCGCGAAAAUCGGGACAGUGGGGAGGUAUGGGGUUGUGUGAGGGGGUAUGCCGUACAGACAGACGGGCACCGGCUCACUGUGUGCUUGACCCCCCACAUCAGCAUACUCAGCAGGGGCUCUCUGGCGCGGAGGAGCGUCACUUUCUGGCACACUCCACGCUUCUUAGAUGCAGUUUUGUGGGGCACCUGCCGCUGUGCAGGUUCCAUAGUGCCUCUAUUAUCUCCAGCCCCGGCAACCCCACCGCUAGCUGCAGCGCUGCCACCCGCAGUGAGGUGCGCCCAGCUCCUUCACACACUUUAGCUGGCGGGUAGCGCUGCAGAAGUCUGCGCUGAUUGCAGGCUCCGACCCCCUCCUCCCUCCAGCCGCAGCAUCUCCUGGGAGCUAACCAGUCACUCCCAGUCUCCCCCUUCUACAGUGCCCGGCAGCCGCGAGGCCCGCGCCGCGUGCACGCUACGACCCCCUCCUCCCUCCAGCCACAGCGUCUCCUGGGGGCUAACCAGUCACUCCCAGUCUCCCCUUACCACAGUGCCUGGCAGCUGUGUGAGGUCUGCGGUGUGUGACUGAGGAGGGGGGAGGGAUGCGGACGGGCAGAGGAAGCAGGAAUCCAGCCUGAGAGAGUCAGCCAUGCCAAGUCUCCACCAGCAGCAGAUCCCAACAGGUUGGAGUGGAACAGCAGCAGCCAGCAGCAGUGACUCCGAUUGGUGAUACAGAGAGCGUGUGUGAGGGAGGAGCUACAGACGGCGACAAGAUGCCAAACAAUGCCGGAAGUCUGACAAAGAAGAUGAAAGCCAUAUCUCUGACUAUGCGGAAAAAGAUGGGGAAAAAGUACAUCAAGGCUCUGGCCGAGAGUGAAGAUGGCGAUGGGGUUUUUUCUUCCAGAGACUAUGACACCACAGGUGGAGGCGCCACUGAGAAAGUCACGCUCAGAGCUAGUGAAUCCGUAGAAAGUCUUUACAGUCUCAACAGCGGUCAGAGUUCAUCUAGUGGAGUGACGAGUUGCUCCGAUGGAACCAGCAACAGGGAUAGUUUUAGAUUUGAUGACGACAUACCCUAUACCGGACCCUUUUGUGGCCGAGCAACAGUCCAUACUGACUUUACUCCUAGCCCGUAUGACACAGAGUCACUCAAAAUCAAGAAAGGAGAUGUCAUAGAUAUUAUCUACAAGACACCCAUGGGCAUCUGGACUGGCAUGUUGAAUAACAAAGUUGGGAACUUUAAGUUUAUAUAUGUGGACAUUAUUUCUGAAGAGGAAAUCCCACCCACAAAGAGGAUACCGAGAAGGAAAAGUAAGCGGCCGAGGCCGAAAACGCUGCAGGAACUCCUGGAAAGGUUCAAUCUGCAGGAUUACAUGUCAAGCCUGUUGCUGAAUGGCUAUGAGACACUGGAAGACCUAAAGGACAUAAAAGAGAGUCAUCUUUGUGAGCUUAAUAUUACAAACCCCGAGGAAAGAAUGAGGCUACUGGUUGCCAUAGAGAACUUACAAGAUUCUGACUGUGGACAAGAACCUGGGAACGGACCGGUGCCCCUGACACUCAGCCCUGACAUUCCUGGAAACAAGUGUGAACUAAGUGACUGUCCCAGGGAUUCAGGAUGCUACAUCACGUUAGAGAAUACAGAAAACAGCAAGGAAUAUGUAGAGACAGAUAAACUGUGUGACGCUGUACAGCAAAUCAUCAUCACGGAAUCCAACUAACAAGCCUCACUUGGACACUGGACCACUACGGAACAAGUCUGGCUUCACUCCAGCAGUACCACUCUCCACAGACUUUUAAGAUGUGAAGUUACUGUGUAGUAAUUUCACUAUAUCACAGUAUUUAUUAACAAGAUGUACAACAGUAGAUGGACCUUCAAAAUUAUAACCUGGCAGCUUUAUCUGAUCACAGACUCUUUAACUGGCCAUGUAUCAUGAAUAAGGAGAACUAUGGUUCCACCAAGAAACUUUACAGUGUACAUCAUUUAUGAGCUGCCAGUGAUGGAUUUCUGGAGAACAGGCUGUAUGUCAGACACUUUGGCUUAUUUACAGCGUACAAGUACAGUCAUAGUAUAUAUAGGGUGGUAUUCAAUUGUUUAAAAAGUCAGUUGGGUGUCUGUUUUUUCCUAUCUAAUAGGAAACAAACAGACACCCAACCGACUUUUCAAACAAUAGAAUUCCCCCCAUAGAGUAUAAUACAAGUACUUCUGUUUGUAGCGGAUUCACAAAUGUGCAGUUUACAAGCAAGCAUAGAUUUCAGCAUUACGGAUCAAACCGGAUGGUGCGUCUUUUGCACAAAGCACAGUACUCAAACUAGGAAAUGAAGACCGGUAUCCAAUUAGCGCGGCUGAUUACUGCCGAUGGGGCUAUCCAAUUAGCCCUCUUGCCGGCGCAUAUCUGGUACUUUGUUUAGCCUAACACAAGCAGACAAAACCAAAUCUCUAAAACCAUUUUUUUCCAUGAUCGCUGGCGCGAAAAUACAUAGGUCUGUGACUUUUCACGGAUCUUAUGUAUUUUUGAGAGAUAACAGUCAAUUUUUCAGGCGCAAAAAAUGGGAGCCUAAUUGGAUAGGCCCAAAAAUAAUUGGCGCUAAAAAAAAAAAAUUUGCGAAAACCUCUGUUUUUAUGCCCACAUAAUUUUUAGGACUAAAUGGAUACCUGCAUGGGGGGCUUUGUCUGUCUAAAAUUAGCAAAGUGUGAAAUGGUUGGACAAAUUGGAGGCAUCUCCUGAGCUCAAAUAGUCUGGAUAUAUUACAACUGUAUUUUAUAGGUAGCCAUGUGUACACCUAGAAUGAUUGGCAUGUACACUGUGUGCGCAUUCUAGAUAACAACAUCCGUAAAAUGUGCCAAACAUAAAACACAGGUUGGACAAACAGAUGAACUGCAUGGAACUGAAACGGUCACUUUAUUGUUGGAGUGGACCAAAGGGGUCACAAUUCCAUCAUUGGGGAGGCAGGGACUACUACAGUUUGAUAUUGCAACCUUUUUUAAAUUGAUGAAAUUUGCACACAAAAAAAAAACCAUAACUUCUUUGUCCCAACUCUCUAACAAUGAAGCGUCAAUUAUUUGCAAUCUCUGUCAAUUUAGAACUGUAAUAUCACCAGCGAUGUUAACAUAGCUCUGAACUUUCCUCAUUCAUUUCAGUGGGGUUUCAAUGGGGUUUUUACCCAAUUCAUUACAAGUAGUAACCCAUGGAUAUAAAUGGGCACAUUGAAAUGAAUGGGAAAAGCUCCAGGCUAGUUACAGAGUAGUUUGACUUCUCACCACGUUGAAGGUUGUCAGCCUAACCCAAAUGACCCUGAUUUACUUUAUUUUCUUCAUGGGACUGGAAUUCCCUAACAACAGUUCCAGCAUAAUGUCCACAUAUCAGUGUUUUACAAGAUGUGCUACAAAAAAUUACAGUUAGUAGCGGACUAACUGACAGAAUGCUAUGAGCAACUUCUCCACUUUAUCUCUCUCCAUACACCUAAAGAUUUAUCUUCCAAUCUG